This is a messenger RNA of Musca domestica (house fly), 15516 nucleotides long. It is a transcript of the gene Fs(2)Ket, whose product is annotated as importin subunit beta. Gene Ontology annotation, biological process: protein import into nucleus. The record is from RefSeq and is a predicted model, not a curated record. Bases 572 to 3232 code for a protein of 886 amino acids. Gene Ontology annotation, molecular function: small GTPase binding; nuclear import signal receptor activity. Lineage: Eukaryota; Metazoa; Arthropoda; Insecta; Diptera; Muscidae. Gene Ontology annotation, cellular component: nucleus; cytoplasm. The transcript has 7 exons.
CUCAAGUUUAGUCAUUCAUUUUUCGCCAAUAUCCAAGUGCCCAGCCGGUUAGCCACGCGCUUCUUUGUGAAAAUUUAAGCAAAAAGAGAACAAAGAUAGUCAUAUUAACUAGAAUAAACCGUGGAAAUUAAAGGGGAAUAUUUGUGCGUUUUUCUUUUGCAAACGUUUACGAAUUAAGAAUUGCACAAAUUUGGAUUGGAAGGUGGCAAAUUAAUGCAGUAAAUUGAAACGAAGUAACAAAAAAUAAGUGUGAGACAUCAUCCCAAUUACAUAUAAAAUAACACCGAGAUCAUAGCAACACUCAAAAGACGAAUAAGCAACAAAGAAAAAAAGCGAAGUCAGUGGAAGUAAAGAAAUAAAGAGGAAAAAAGAGACAAAUCAAUCAUUGACAGGCAACGAACGGAACGAAUCGAUAGCAACCAGACGAACAAAAAACGUUUUGCAUUUAAAGGAUUUAUAAGUAUUGCAGAGCAAAAAGGAUUAUAACAACGUGCAUUGAAAAGACGUUCGUUUCGCAGUUAAUUUUCCAUUGAGUCAACGAUUGGAGUCCAGUGCAAAAACAAGUGUUAUCAUGAUGCAUCCACAAAUAACUAUGCAGUUGAUACAAAUCUUGGAAAAGACUGUUUCACCAGACAAAAAUGAAUUGCUCUCGGCGAAAAACUUCUUGGAGCAGGCUGCCGAAAGUAAUUUGCCGGAAUUUCUCAAGGCAUUAUCCGAUAUACUGGUCACUGUUACCAAUAGCCCUGUGGCUCGUAUGGCAGCUGGUCUGCAAUUGAAGAAUCAUUUGACUAGUAAGGAUGAGAAUAUUAAUUUACAAUAUCAACAGAGGUGGCAUCAAUUUCCAGAAGCCACAAAGGAAUACAUCAAGAAGAAUAUCCUUGAUGCUUUGGGUACCGAAAAUACCCGACCAUCUUGUGCUGCUCAAUGUGUUGCCUAUGUUGCUGUGGCAGAAUUGCCCAUCAAUCGUUGGGGAAUGCUUAUACAGACACUGGUAAAUAAGGUGGUAAAUGCUGGCUCCAGCGAAAUGGAUCGUGAGGCGGCUUUAGAAGCAAUCGGCUAUAUUUGCCAAGACAUACGUUAUGGUGUCUUGGAAAAUCAAUCGAAUCAAAUUCUAACAGCCAUCAUUCACGGCAUGCGUAAACAGGAGCCAAGUAAUCAUGUACGUUUGGCAGCUACAACGGCUUUGUUAAAUUCCUUGGAGUUCACAAAGGCCAACUUUGAGAAGGAUGUUGAGCGUAACUAUAUAAUGGAAGUUGUUUGUGUUGCAACUCAAUCACCAGAUACUCAAGUGUGUGUAGCUGCUCUACAGUGCUUGGUUAAGAUCAUGUCAUUGUACUAUCAGUAUAUGGAACCUUAUAUGGCACAAGCUUUGUUCCCCAUUACAUUGGAAGCCAUGAAAUCCGAAAAUGAUCAAAUUGCUCUGCAAGGUGUAGAGUUUUGGUCCAAUGUCAGCGAUGAAGAAAUUGAUUUGGCCAUUGAAAAUCAAGAGGCCAAUGAUGCCGGUCGCCCGCCUACGCGUGUUUCGAAACAUUACGCAAGAGGUGCUCUCAAGUUUUUGGUCCCCGUUCUUGUGGAAAAACUUACAAAGCAAGAGGAAUGUGAGGAUGAGGACACCUGGAGUCCAGCCAAGGCUUCUUCUGUGUGCCUUAUGCUCUUGGCCACAUGUUGUGAAGAUGAAAUUGUACCUCAUGUAUUUCCCUUCAUUAAAGACAACAUUGAGUCGGCAGAUUGGCGUUUUCGUGAUGCUGCUGUCAUGGCAUUUGGUUCUAUUCUAAGUGGUAUUGAGGCCAAUACUUUGAAAUCGUUGGUAGAGCAGGCUAUGCCAACUCUAAUUCGUUUGAUGUAUGAUCAAAGCGUGAAUGUUCGCGAUACGACCGCUUGGACCUUUGGACGUAUCUGUGAUAUAAUUCCUGAUGCUGCCAUCAAUAAAACAUAUUUGCAGCCAUUGUUGGAAUGUUUCAUUCAAAGUUUAAAGGCCGAACCACGUGUCGCUGCCAAUGUUUGCUGGGCAUUCAUUGGUCUGUCGGAUGCCGCCUAUGAAGCAGCUGAAGCCAGUGAAAGUGAAACACCAGAAACCUAUUGCCUUUCACCAUAUUUUGAGUACAUAAUUACCCAACUUUUGGAAACCACUGACCGUCAGGAUGCCAAUCAAGGAAACUUGCGUGCAGCUGCUUAUGAAGCACUUAUGGACAUGAUCAAGAACUCGCCCCUGGAUUGUUAUUUGAUUGUUCAGCGUACAACAAUUGUCAUUUUGGAACGUCUUAAUCAAGUUUUGCAAAUGGAAACUCACAUUUCCAGUCACAACGAUCGCCACCAGUUCAAUGAUUUGCAAUCUCUGCUCUGUGCUACACUGCAAAGUGUAUUGCGCAAAGUACGUGAAGAUGAUGCACCACAAAUUUCGGAUGCCAUUAUGACAGCACUACUCACCAUGUUCAGUUCAAGCUCGGGUAAAUCGGGUGGUGUCCAGGAGGAUGCCUUCUUGGCUGUAUCCACCUUGGUGGAAUUAUUAGGAUUGAAAUUCGUCAAGUACAUGGAUGCUUUCAAGCCAUUCUUGUAUAUGGGUUUGAAGAAUCACCAGGAAUAUCAAGUUUGUUGUGCAGCAGUAGGCCUAACCGGUGACAUAUGCCGUGCUCUCAAGCAGCUCAUUAUUCCCUACUGCGAUGAAAUAAUGAAUCUCCUUUUGGCCAACUUGUCCGAGCCUACGUUGCAUCGUAGUGUCAAACCACAAAUAUUGUCCGCAUUUGGCGAUAUGGCUCUCAGUAUUGGCGGUGAAUUUGUAAAAUAUCUAAAUGUUGUCUUGGAGAUGUUGAGAGCUGCAUCACAACUUGAGGUCGAUCCCAACAGCUACGAUAUGGUUGAAUAUUUGAAUGAAUUGCGUGAAAGUGUCUUGGAAGCUUAUACCGGUAUUAUUCAAGGUCUGAAGGGCGUUGAAAAAACACCACAUCCAGAUGUCUUCCAUUUGGAACCACAUCUCGGACACAUACUUAUGUUUAUCAAGCGCAUUGCGGACGAAGGCGACAAUCCGGAUUCUAUGAUUGCCAGCGCCGCAGGUUUCAUUGGCGAUUUGUGCAGCGCAUUUGGUCCCCGCCUAUUGCCUUUGGUCGAUAAUACCACCAUUACACAAUUCUUAUCCGAAGGCAAACGAUCAAAAUCCAGUCGCACCAAGUCUCUGUGUAACUGGGCCCUGAAAGAAAUCAAGAAAUUACGCGAUCAACAGCCAAUAGCCCAGUAAAUUGAAGUGAAGUUCAUAUUUUAAGGAGAUACUUUAAGAAUUUCCAAAAAAAUAAUCGUAAUUUUUUAAAAAGAAAAUGCAAAUUCCUGUUCCCGCCCUUCUACACAUUAAUAUAAAUUAUUUUUUCGCAAUUAAGGUAAAUCAACGAAACAAAAAAACCAAACAGUAAAUAAAUGGCUUUGUUUAAAUUAUUUUGGUGUGCCGAGAAUAAUCACUACGAACGAUAAAAACAAAACUCAUCCAAAGGUGCAUUGUUUUCUUUUGUGUAUGUAUAUGUAUUUAAAAUUAUUUUUUAUAUGAAAUUUCCAUUCUAAGAGAAAAUCGAAAAGAUUAUAAUUUUUUUUUUUUGUAAUUUUUUUAAGUUUUUUUUUUUUUGCUAUUUAUUGAGAAUUUUCUUCUAUCCUAUUUGACUAAGUCACCAACAUUUUCAUUUCGAAGCUUAUGAUUUUUUCUACAACUAUUUAUUUAAAAUUUCCGAAAAAACAAAGAUCAUCUUACAAAAAAUGAAUGUACUUCUGUAAUGUAUUUAGGUAUAUCUUUUCGUUGAUUUUUUUCUUUUUUCCAUAAACUAUAUCUGUCGAGCAUUUUCUCUAACAAUAUUAAUAAAUACCAACAAAAAUUGGUUUAUAUAAUUAAAUGCAUAAAAAACCACCUUACUACAUGCAAAUCGUAAAAUAACACUGUAUACAAAAAAACACCUAUUAUUAAUUUAUAACAUUCAUUUGUUUUUAGUUCAUUUAAUUAUUAAAGAAAACUAGAUAUUUUCCCUUCGCUUAUUUCCCACACAACACUAAAUAUUUAGUUCAUAUAUUUUUAUAAAAUACAGUUAGUUUUCAUAUGAAAAUAAUCACAUUUCUCUUUCUUUUUUCAAAACCGUUUAAAAAAUUCGAAAACUUGCAAAACUAAUUACUCCCUUAUAACAAAAGAAGAUUUGUGUUUAAUUUACGUUUUUUCCUUUUUAAAAUAUUUUUUGGUUAUUUUUGAAAAAAAAAAAAAUGAAUAUUCAAAAAUAAUUGAAAAGAAAAAAAUAAUGAAACGAUACACAACAAUGGACCGGUCAAGCUUCUAUUUACGCAAACACAAAAUAACGAAUAAUUUCGUUCUUUGUGUAAUUUUUGGCUUGAAAUUGAAUCAAUAAAUAAUUGUUAUUUUUAUAUGAUUUGGAAUACUCACUCUAUAUAAGGAGAUUUUGUAAUUACUAUUUGAAUUAUCGAUCUUCUGUUUUUAUACCCUACACCACAAGGUGGUCAGGGUAUUAUGUCUUUGUGCAUUUGUUUGUAACAGGCAAAAGGAAACGAGAUAAUAGACCCAUAGUUCCUUUUGAUGAUCUGCAUAGAAUCACAUUCUGAGUCAAUUUAUGCAUGUCCGUCCGUCUGUCCAUGUAUUUUUAUAAACAAAGAAAGUACAGGUCUCAUUAAUGCACGAUUCAGAUGAAAUUUUGCACAAGUCUUUUGUUUAACCCAAGGACGAACCCUAUUUAAAUUGGAGAUAAUCGGUCAAAAUUCAGAUAUAGGUCCCAUAUAUAUCUUCGCCCGAUUUGCUUUUUAUUGUGCACCAAACGUGUAACAUCAGCCUGAAUAGUAUACAAUUUUGCACAUACAACUAAAUCAGGCCUAAAAAUAAGUAUGCCAAAUUUGAUCGGUUCAGAUAUAGCUGUAGCUCCCAUAUAUAUUGUUCAUCCGAUUUGUUCUUUUUGUCCUCCACUGCCGAAGUAUGCACUCUGUAAUAACGAUAUUUGGGGAAAUAUAUCAAAUACAACUCAGAAAUACCUUUGCUAAAUUUUAUCUAGGUCGGUUCAGAUUUGGAUAUAGCUCCCAUAUAUAUCUUCGUACGAUUUGCCUUUUAUUGUGCACCAAACGUGUAAUAUUAUUCCCAAUGGUAUGAAAUUUGGCAUUUACGACGAAAUUGAGUCUAGAAACAAGUAUGUCAAAUUUGGUGAAAAUCGGUUCAGAUAUAGCUAUAGCUCCCAUAUAUAUUGUCCAUUCGAUUUGCUGAAUUUGUCCUGCACAGCCGUAUCAUAUCAUAAAUAGAUAGUAUCAUAAAGUCGGCUCCACCCGACUUUAAGACUUUCUUUACUGUUUUUUAUUUUUUUGCUAGAACCUUGAAAGUCUAGUGGAAACCUUCAUUUCAAACAACUUAUAUAUAACUUAAAUUAAAAAAAAUAUACCAAUAUGUUUUUUGUUUGUGUAAACAGAAGCUCUUUGAGUCCACCUUUGUUACCGUGUAUCUAAUUUAUGAUUUUUUUUUGAAACUAUUCUUUCAACAAAUUUUCUAGUAUAUUCGAAAAUACACAAGUAAUUGAUAUAUAGCUUAAAAUCUUUAGGAAAAAUUAUUCAACAAAAAAAGUAUAAGAAGAAAAAAAAAACAAUUUUCAAAAUAUAAAAAAAACAAACCGAUAGUAUAUAAGAACACAUAAUUUUUCACAUUGUGUGAAUGGAAUUUUGAGUGAAAUAAAAGUGAACUGCUGCAUGAUGUGAAUUUAUGAAAAAAAAAAAAAUACAAUUAUGUAUGAAAUUAUAUGCUGUGCAUGUGUGUAAGUAUGAAUCUAGUAUUCUCUAGUGUGCGAGUGCAAAUGUUUUGCCUGUGCGAGUAUAUUUGAAUUUAUUAUUUAUAAGCGAAGUAUGAUUGUGAUAAUUAUUUUUUCUUUAACAUUAAAGCGAGUGCAUAUUGAUUAUGUGUUUGAUCUAGAUAUAUAUAUUGUGUGAAUGUGAAUAUAUUUAAUAUGGUGUGAAUGUGAAAUCCAUAGACAUGGCUUACAAAGAUACCCAACGCCUUUAUGUUUUCAAAUUCCGAAGUUGCCAAAAAAUAUUUCAAAUAAACAACCGUAAUCGGUUGCAAUUCAGUUGCCACCACAAAAGGGGACCGGCGUAAGAAAAUUAUUUGGUCAAUCCGGAGGCCUUUUAAUACACUGUGGAUAAGAAAUACUGAAAAGAAAUUUAAUUGAUAUAUAGUUGGUUGCGAAGGUGGAGGUUCGUGUAGCAGCAGCAGUAUAUAACAAAUCUAAGAUUCUGCUCGAUCUGGAGACCUUUUGUGCUCAUCAACCGAAAUAUAUAGAGAAAAAAUAUUGGAAGGACAUUAAUUUGAUUUAGAAACACGGCGAAUACCAGCAGAUUCUUUGUUUAAACAAUCACCCCCCGAACCGAUCGCGUCCCUUUAUACCCUUCCCGAAAAUUUUUAUUUAUAUGUUGUGUCUAUAUCCUCGCGAGUUUGCCAUUUGUCUCUAAUAUGAAAGAACCGCAGUAUGUGGCAUUCUUUUCAAUUUGUCUUGGAGCCUGCAAAGUAAAACUCAAAGCUUCCAGAAGACUCAAUCUCUCUUGUCUAGUAGAACAAAAAAAAAAAAAAAAAAAAAAAAAAAAAAAAAACACGGUGUGGUAUUCAAAGGCUGGUCUUUAUUCCAUAACGAUUUUCAAUUUGUCUUGGAGUAAUUCAGGGUUGAGAAUCUACUACUGCUACCUUAUUGAUAACAAAGCUUGCAAGUAAGACUCAAAGCUUCCAGAAGACUCAAUCUCUCUUGUCUAAUAGAAAAAAGUGUGUGGUAUUCAGGACUGGUCUUCUUUCUAUAACUAUUUCAAAGUGACUGGGUAUGAUUCAGUGUCGAGAAUUAAGGGUAAGUUGACUUCACCUCUCGUUUCUUUUACCAUCUUAAAUGCUUGUUUAUUGUUGUGAGUCACAUUUUUCAAUCGAAUAGUUUCUAAAUAGUCAUUUUAUGCAUUCAAAGGAUUGAAAUUUCAGAAUAACAACCAAUUUGAGAUCUGUAUCGAAGGCCUUUCUCCAUCUUAAAUUUGUAUGUGUAUAUGGAUAAAUUAAAUUUCAGUUCCACUCUCCUCUCAACAUUAUCAGAAUUAUUGUAGUGAUACACAAAGGUAUUUGAAAGCUUCAUGCAGCAAAUCUAAAGAGGUGAUUUUAUAUUAAAUUUUAAACAAAUAAAUGGAAAAUAAAUUAAACAAAUAAAUGGAAAAGUAUAUAUUCGGUUGGUCAACUUCAAAUAUUUAGUUACAUUUUUAAUUUCAUUGACUCUAAAUUUCCAUUUUGAAUUAUCAAACGGUUGAAUCUUCUUCAAGAAAAUCUCUGAAUUCAUUUUAUACCAAAUUUUCAAAAAAAAAAAAGGUUAACAUUUUUAUAUAGUGCUAUCUAUUGGCUUCUUCUUAAGGAGUUUUACCCCAUCUGUAUACGACAUCCUAUAUUUUGUUUUGAAGUUUGAAAUAACUUGGCUCUGCGACUACUUUGGGUAUCGUUCAAGCCCUGUCUAUCUAAAGUGUGAAUGUUGAAUUUGAAAUCUUUUUUGCUCCCCCUCUAUAUGUAUGAAUAGCCGAAUCCGCAUUUAAUUUUGUGUGACUGCAAAUAAAAUUGCAAAAAAUAAUAUUAUAUUUUUUGUCCUGUCCGUUGUCCGUCCGCCUUAAUCUACAGACAUAUAUAAUAAUGUCUGAUUAUGCAAUUCAUAUUUAAUUAUUUUUUCUCAAGUGUGAAUGUGUGCAAAUAAAUUUUGUGUUUAAACUAUUACAAUUUUGUUUGUUUGUGUCAAACAAUUGAUUUCAAAUACUUUAUGAUUGAAGACUUAUUAUUGCGCGCGUGCGUGCUUGUGUGAUAUUAAUUGUAAGUUAAGUUAAAUGAGAAUAAAAAAAAACAACAACAACAACACUUAGAUUCUAAGAAUACAAAACCAACAACAAGAAACAUUAAACUAGCUCAAAAAACAAAUACAAUAAAGGAUUUUAAACGGAUUUGAGAUUCGCCAAAAAUUAAUGAAAUUGAAACAAAAACAAAAUAAUGAAUAAGAAUUUUUAUAUUAAAAAAAAGAAAACAAAUGUUUUUUUCUGUAAAGAUGAUGAGAUGAAACACAACAUAACAUACAAUUGUUUUUUGUUUUUAUUUUACACAUAUAAAAUAUAUUUUUUUAUUAUUUAAAAAAAAAAAAAAAAAAAAAAAAAACAAGAAACACCUUAAAACAAAACUAAACCAAACCAACACAUUACUACUAGACAUACAUACUAGAGACUACGUACGCGUACUAUUAGACUUUAUACAUACUUUUAUACAAUGAACUAACGAGAAACAACGUUGAAAAAUAAGGACUUAAUGAAAACAACAAAAACAAACAACAACUGACGACUUAAUGCCUCGUACAAAUUUAGAAUUUUAGAUUAAUUAUAAAUAUAAAAAAAUUAAACAAGAACAGCAAAAAAAGAACACAGAAACUUGAAAACAAGCCAAGCCACACAUUAGGAUAUAAAAUCACUAAGAAAGAUAUUUGAGAAAUGGUUAAUUUUUUUCAGAUACCUCUAUUGCAGAGGAAUUAAUUGGGGGGAAAUAUAUCCUCGUUGUCAUUCAUUAAAGCGACUCCUAAUCCUAAUUAUUACUUGUUUUCAACGCAAACCCUUUGUAAUUAAAACAUCUAAGAAUGGGACUAUUUAAUUUUUAGCCAAAAUUUUAAUUCAAGUUGCUACGUUUUCUGUAACUCCAAUAUCUAAAAUUUGAAUAGAGAUUGAAUAGAAUUAAGAAUCUUUGGUACCCUAUUACAAUUGUCCUGGAGGAGGAUCAUAUCAAGAUGCAGAAUAUGAGGCCUUAUAUUAUUUAUGAUAACCACCCUUCUUCAAAUCUAGAGGAAUUUCCUUUUUCCCAAACAAUAACAAAACUCUCACAUGGGGAUUUUCAAUGAAAUUUCUUAAAAUUGUUUUUAUACCCUCAGUCAUAUGGAUAGAGAGGAGGGUAUAUAUCAUUUGAUACGUGCCUAGUCGAAAUAACAGUUUUCGAACCUAGGUCUCUUUGGAACAAAACCGUUUCAGGACAUUUGGUGUAUAGGGGACCGCUCCUUCUGGUACCUCCCACACAAGGGGUCAAACUUUUGAACAACAAAUGCGAAAUAAGUAUUCGAUUAUUUUCAAUCCAUCUCAACAUUUCUACCAAAACAAGAUGUAAUGUGAAGAUGGGAUAUAUCGGACCACUCCUUUGAAUACCUUCCCACAAAGGGUCAACAUUUGGAAUAUCUACAAUGCUUAUAAAAUGCGAAAUAUGUAUCAGAUUUUCUUUAAAUUUCGCAAAUCCCAAAAUUUUAAACAUUACAAUAUAUGAUGCGACUCCACUCCUUCUAAUACCUCUUCCACAACGGGUCAAAAUUUUGCAUAUUAAUAACUUACAAAAUGUGAAAUAGGAGUCCUAUUGUCUUCAAAUUUCGAACAUCCCAAUAUUUCUACCAACACAAGAUCAGGUACUCAUAAUCCAAAGCUGUCACCUCUAAUUAUUAUAUCAGAGUUAGGUCAUAAGCGAAAUGGACAAUAUUGUUCUACUCCAUCGGUAGCUCUCCUAUAGAGGGUCAACAUUUGGAAUAAUAAUAAAAAAUGUCAAAAUAUAUUUGAAUAAAUGGAUAAAGGCUGAGGAAAUCAAUCUGUCGGCAAAACCGAGUGGUACUUUUAAACUGGUUUUUAAUAUAAUUUUUUUCCUUUAAGGUUCAAAACAUCUUCCCUUCUAACUCUAGAAAAUAAAAAUUGAUAUUUGAAUGUCGACUUGGAUAUUAUUUCAGAUAUUCUGAAUAACAAUUCCUCGAUGAUUUGUAUCCUCUUCUUUGAUAUCAUAAAUAUUAUUUCAUUUAUGAUCCAUUUAAUACUUGCAAAUGGGUUAUUGUGGUCUUUGACAGGGCCCAAUAGACAAUGAAAAAUGUCAAGGCAAUUUCCCUUUACUUACGCCAUCUGUCGUUCUUAUGAAAAUGAAAAACGAUAUUUCAUGAAUGACAAAAAAAGUUUUCUCCAUUAAAUUCCGUGUUAGAAUUAUAUUUCAUUUUCUUUAAUGUGGAGUUUUGCAAUGAAGGACAAAAAAGGGUUUGAUUUCAAUGGCGCCUCGAAAUUUUGUGGACCUCAUAACCACGUGAUGAUAAAAGAAAAUUAAUUAAAAUCGUUUUUUAUCAAAAUUGGAUUUAAUCUACAUUUCCUUUUUGUUUUCUUGUAAAAAAGACUUAAAAUUUAAACAUUCUAUACAUUGUACAGACUUACUAUACACACACAACAAGUGACAAACAUCAACAUAUGUACGAACAACUCACGCGACUUGAAACGACGAAUUAUUGGAAGACAUUUUUUGAAUAAUAUAAAGACAUACAUAACAAAGAAAAACUAUUUUACUUAAAAAAAAUACAGAAACUAAAUUGUAAUUAAAGUAUUAAAAAUUUGCUAAAUAAAUGACCGUUUAAGAUCUUUUACACAUAAUGAAUAAAUACAACAUAACAACAACAACAAAAGAACAUAUGAAGAAAUACAUCAUAACAAAUGUAUUUUAUUUACACUACAUCACUUUUUUAAUCCAAAAUCUCCUUUUAUUAAAGAUUAAUUUGAAAAGGAAACAAAGGAUUUUAUUUCCUGUAAAUUUUAAAUCCUACAGGGCUGGGCCAUUAAUGUUUUUGAAUGAAAUUAAUAUAUAAUUUUUUUUUAUAAUAAACCAAACAGCGGUAUUUUAUUUUGGAUUGAAACAGCAUUUCAGUCUUCCUUUAUCCAUUUAGAGCCCAAUUUUUUAUACGAGAACAAAUUUAAAAAAAAAGAAAUUGUCUUAGGCCAUAUGAGGACGAUCCUCUUUCAUUUAAUUUUUAAAUCAAACAAAAUUAAAAAAAAAGUUAUACCAUGAAACGUACAUUCUUUGCUAUUUUGGAAUUUGUGGACUACAUUUUUUCUGUCAUGUAUUAGAUUUUUAAUUUUGAGAUCUUCUCAGGACCCUCAAAAUCUUUCGGAUUAAAAAAGUGAUGCGAGCUCAUUGUAUCUUAAGUAGUGAGUGAGAGUGUGUGCGUUUGUGUGUUUGUAUGUAUGUGUGCGUGUGUGUGAAAGAAUUUUCUUCUUUUAUUAUUUUUCAUACUCUUAAUUUUGGUGUGAGAUUGAAUCUGAUGUGUGUGAUAAUUUAUGAUGAUGAUGUACACUUUGGUAUGGAUGUCUCAACAAAUUUCUAUUUACAGUUCUAUUAGUUAAGCUCUAUAUCUAACAGAAAAAAAAACAAAACAAUCUUAAGCGAAAUCGUCGAAAGAAAAAAAAAACCAAAUACCUGCUGCUACAUAACACUCGUAUAUCGAUCCGAGGAGAUUUUUUGACCGACCACCCAAGCAGUAGAGAGCGUGAAUGUAAGUUUUUGUACAAAAUGUAUAUAUUUUUUAUUUUAUUUACAUUUUUAGUUUGUAUUAAUUGUUAAUAAUUUAUUUAGUGACUCUUUAGGAACUAUCGUUAUUUUUUCUGAGGGUAAUUCGCAUAGCAAAGGAAGUUUUUCGUUAAGGGAGAUCCUGCUUGAUGAUCUGAGGAUGAGCAAAUACUCUGGAGUUGGCAACUGCUUCAAUCGUAUACCAUUGGCCCAUUAUGUUCAUCUUAGAAGUAUUAGUGGUGAUAGAAAAGAUAUAAAUCGGGAAACAGAAGGGUCGGUAUUAAAUUCCCCUCGACUUCUUGUUCCGGAAUUCCCGUACGACGGGCGUCCACAGAUAUAGUUGAUUAUCCAACGUUUCAAACUUGGGCGGAGGGUAGUCUUCUACACGUCCUCAAACAGUAUGGCAUAAUGGACCGUAUCACCUUGAUAAGUCAAGGGCUACCAACACUGUUUUUUUCAAACGGUUUGUUCUGGUUCAAUCCUCUACAAAUAUGUGUGGUAAUGUGGUACUAUGUUGUGGACGGAAUCCGUGCUGAUGGUUGGCAAGUGGAUAGCUUCGCCUAAUGCUGGGAAGGAGUAAAGCCUCGCGAGUCUUAGCUACGGUAGUCAAGACCACUGUUAUCUAAUCUUGAGAUCAAAUAUUUGAUAUUUCAUUGUCCAAUCAAUAUAUGCCCACCACGAUUCUUAGAGCAGGCCUACCAAUAGAUAGAAAGGGUCAGGUUCUUCUUUUCGAGAUAGCCGGUCGGACAGAUAGCUCUACAUAAAAUUUAUUCUCCAAAAUUGUAUUUGAACUCUUGAUCCAUAAAAAUUAAAAAUUCGAAAUAUGUAUAGGGGGCGACCAUGAGCAAUACCUAAACUUUAUGGCGUAUAAUUGUUUUCUAAGAGUUACUAAUUAAUUUAUUAACAAUUAUUUAAUAAUGCCUUAAAAAGACAACUUUUUAUAACGAAAUCUAUUUACUUUUCCAGGUGUUAAUUUAGAAAAAAAAUGCAAAAAUUUUCUAAAAUGUGUGACUGGUGGUUCUAAAUAAAUGAUAAUUAAUGGUGGUGAUGAUGUUGGUGAUAUGAUAUAUGACAAUGAUGUUGUGAAAGAUAAUUCUUAAGAGCGUGAAUGGUGGACACAAACCAAACGUUUUAAUGAAUGAUGAUGAUGAUGAGGAUGAUAAUGGUGAUGAUUGGUUUCAUUUACAUUGAUAACAUAACAGAAUACCAAAAUAAACAAAACAAAAAAAAAACCACUUGAUGAUAAUGGGUAUAAAUUUCCAUGUACCUUAAUCUUCUUCAAGCCACAGCCCCCCACAUACACUGAAGAUGGAAACAUAACCAAAAAAAAAAAAAAAACUUAUGAGAGAUCGUAUUAAUUUAUUUAUUUUUUCCUUCUAAAGAAUGGUAUCACCCACCACCCCCAAAUAUCCAUCUUUGAUCCUUGGCCAUUCUCGAUGUCGUAGAGUAAUUUAUGAUUAACGAUUUUAUGUGUGUGCGGCGGGUGCUCAUCAUUCCAUUUUGUGUAUUGUUCAUAAAGCAAUGUAAAUGAUAGUAUUUUGUAUUUGAUAUAACUAAAAAAAAAUAUGAUAGUGAUGAUGAUAAUGAUGAUUAGUAUAAUAACGUUGAUGAUGAUAAUUAUGAUAAUGUAAUAAUGAAUUUGUUUAAUUCGUAUGAUUGUGUGUGUAAUCUAUAGAAAAUAAUUAUGUAUGUAAUGUGAAUCCUUAGAGUAAUAUUACCAUGAGUAUGUGUGAUUGUAUGAAUGAUAUUAACAUUUGUAAUAGAACUCAAAAUAACAUUCGAAAACAAAUAACAACUUAUGACAUGUAACAACAAUUGAACAUUCAAAACAAGAAAAAAAAAAGUCUUCUACUCAGAAACCACAUUUGAACGGACCAAACAACCAACAAAACAUUAACAAAAGUGCUUAAUAACAAUAGAAACACGUGACUUUUACCAUUGACUGAAACUUUUCAAAAAUAAGCAAAAUAGAAAAUAUAAUCAUUUUAAGGACAGUUUUUUGAAAGUAAAAACAAGUGGAACAAAAAAGCAAUAGUAGCAAACACAUUUUUUUACUAAACAGAGAAUAACAAUUCGAUACUGAGAAGUUGGAAAAAAUACUUGUAAUGUGAUUUGGGAACCAGAUUAUAAAACUAAUUAUUAAAAAGACCAUAGUAGAAGACUAGAGGAAGGACACUUCCAUUAUUAUCCUCUUCAUAACCAUACGUUAGAAAUACUACUUAAAAGAAAGUCAUUCAAAAUAGUUCUAUAUAUCUAGAAAAAGACCUUAUUAGAUGGUAUUCUAUCGUAAGAAAUCUAAUCGCUUGAUCUUCCAUCAAUAGAAGAACACCAUACUCACCCCUAUUAUGAAAAUAAUUUCCCAUACAUUUUGUUCCCAUUUCCCGUUGUUGUUGUUAUUAUGAAUUUUUUUCCCAGAAAUAGUAAUGUCCGAAUGUGAAUUCCGGUAUUAUGAAACGAAAUGGGAAUUUUUUUUUUAAUUGCAUGGGAUUUUUAUACCCUACACCACAAGGUGGUCAGGGUAUUUGUCUUUGUGCAUUUAUUUGUAACAGGCAAAAUUAAUCGAGAUAGACCCCCAUAGUUCCUUUUGAUGAUCUGCAUAUGAUCACAUUCUGAGUCGAUUUAUGAAUGUCCAUCCGUCUGUUUGUCCGUCAGCCCAUGUAUUUUAGUAAAUAAAGUACAGGUUGCAUUUAUUGUCCGAUCUAGAUGAAAUUUUGCACAAAUCAUUUGUAUGACCCAAGGACGAACCCUAUUUAAAUUGGAGAUAAUCAGACGAAAUUUAGAUAUAUCUCCCAUAUAUAUCUUCGUCCGAUUUCCUUUUAUUGUGCACCAAACGUGUAAUAUCAGUCAAAAUUGUAUGGGAUUUGGCACUUACGACCAAAUUGAGCCUAGAAACAAGUAUGUAAAAAUUGGUGAAAAUCGGUUCAGAUUUAGCUAUAGCUCCCAUAUAAAUUGUUCAUCCGAUUUGUUAUUUUUGUCCUCCACAGCCGAAGUAUGCACUCUGUAACAAAGACAUUCGAGGAAAUAUAUAUAAAAAAACUCAGAAAUACUCAGAAUAAACUCAGAAAUACCUUUGCCAAACCUCGUCCGAUUUGCUUUUUAUUGUGCAACAAACGUAUGGAAUUGUAUGGAAUUUGGCGCUUACGACUAAAUUGAGUCUAGAAACAAGUGUGUCAAAAUCAACUAUAGUUCCCAUUUAUAUUAUUCAUACGAUUUGUUAUAUUUGUCCCCCACAUCCAUAAUAUGCCCUCCGUAACAACGAUAUUCGAGGAAAUAUAAAAAAAAAAUAUUUUGUGAAAACUCCUAUUUAUUCUUUAAUAGGGGUGACUGGUAUUUAUUGAAAUACCUUUGAAUGGUUCUAUGUCUAUGGAAGGUCAUUUGAAAUGUUUUAUAUCUACAUUUUAUGAUCUGAAGGAGUGAAUUGUCUUUAUAAAGAAGGACAUUUAUAUGAUCAUUAAUAAUAGCAAAAAGUGUUUUUAUUGUCUUCUAUCUAAGCGAGUGCUCUGUUCCAGAACCUUAAAGAAUCUACCAGUUUUAAGUAUCGUUUCGAUAUCAUAAAGAAUAAAUAAGAUAUCGUAGUAACAUUUGUUACAUUCUUGCAGUUCUGGAUCAGAGCAAAAGCCAUUUCAUUUGAUCUGUAUUAACAGAUGACAAAUUUAAUGUUUUUUUUUUUUUUUUUUUUUUCAAAAAAAUAAAAUAGAUUUUGAAGUACCCUCAAAUGUAGGUAUUUCAAUACAAAAUUGUUUCAUCGGGAAAAAGAAACAUUACCAGUAUUUUUUCCAACCUAUAACAUCGCAUAAUUUUACAUAAAAUUUAAAUGACAAUUAUCAUUUCAAAAAUAAAUUUUAUAGAAAAUAGGGAAAAGACAAAAGCAACAAGGACAAAGAAACAUAUAUUCGAAUGUUAAGAAUAAUAUAUAGGGCGAGUCGUCGUCGUUUUUUUAUUUUAUCAUUGAUUUUGUUGUGAUAUUUGUGUAUGUAGUGUGAAUUUGAAUGAUUGAGUGAGUGUGAUUGACGCGUGCGUUUGUUAUCCUCAAUACCUUAUCAUAUUUGCGUACAAAACUACAUAAAAAAGAUUGUUUGUAUGUGUAAGACUGUGUGUAUGAGUUUAUUGUGUGCCUCUGUCCCAUCAUCCAACUUAAUUUUGUAUAUUAAAAAAAUUCUUAGUUUAAAAAAAACUAC